Messenger RNA from Gryllus bimaculatus (two-spotted cricket), 1389 nucleotides. NCBI's taxonomy places the organism in Eukaryota, Metazoa, Arthropoda, Insecta, Orthoptera, Gryllidae. The record is from the annotation of a GenBank genome assembly.
AUGGUGCAAAGUAGUAAAACUCCUGUUUGUACUCCAAUUGCUUGCGGAACUCAUGGUCACAAAGUAUUUUCUCAGAAAGAGCAAUCAUCUGGGAUACUUGCAAAGAAAAAUAGAAAAAUAGCCAGAAAUGUGAGUUUCAGUUGUAAGGAAUGUAAGAAGAAAUUUAAAGAUAUAUUCAAAUUGACUGUACACAAACAAAUACACAAAAAUGGUGAAGUAUUUACAUGCGAAGAAUGUGGCAAACAGUUUUCACAAAAAUACUCCUUACAAAUUCAUCAAACAAUAGAAAAAGGAAUGAAAAGAUACUCGUGCUUGAUUUGCAGCAAACGUUUCAUCCAUGGUUGCAGUUUGGAAACACAUAUGGCAAAUGAGCACCCACAAACUAAACCUUGGUGCUGCACGAGUUGUGGGAAAAGCUUUCAUUCAAAAAACACUCUGCGUCAGCAUAAUUGCACCCUUAAAGAUAAUUCAGUCAAAGUGCAGUCAUCAAAAUGUGAAAUAUGUAAUGAGCAAUUUGACACCAGACAGCCUCUGAAAGAACACUUAAAGAAACACAACACAGAAAGGGUAUUUGCUUGCUCACAGUGUCCUAAAAGAUUUAUGACUCAACAGGGGCUCAAUCAACAUGAAACUGCCCAUCAAGGUGGCAGACCAUACCAAUGUGGAAUUUGUUUUGUUGGUUUCAUACGAAAGACAAGCCUUACCAAGCAUUAUAAGACUCACACAGUUGAGAAAAUUAUUUCAUGCAAAGUGUGCAAGGCAACAUUUCCUACAGUGACUGGACUUUUGAACCACAGCAAGAGUCACACUAAUGAUGAAUGGAACAGAAUCAAGAAAGAAGGAUCAAAUACAGAAGAUCAGAAAAAUAUAAUUUGCUCUGACAGUUAUCAGUGUUCAGUAUGCAACAAGUUUCUGUCAAAUAAACUGUCUCUGAGUCUUCACAUGCGUACACAUACAGGAGUUAAACCAUAUCAGUGUGAAGAAUGUAAAAAGAGGUUUACACAAAAACCAGCACUAACAUAUCACCAACGUUUACAUACAGGAGAACGCCCUCAUGUUUGCAGAUUUUGCCAGAAGGGCUUCAACUCGAAGGUUGGCAAGGAGAGCCACGAGCGAAUCCACACAGGAGAACGACCCUAUAAAUGCGGACAGUGCGGUUUGGGCUUCAGGUGCAGCGCCAACCUGCGCCAGCACACGUGGAUCCACUCGGACCGGCGGCCGUUCGCGUGCGAGCUGUGCCGCAAGCUGUUCCGGCGCCGCGAGGCCCUGCAGGUGCACAUGCGCAUCCACACGGGCGAGCGGCCGUACGCCUGCCCCAUCUGCAGCCGGCGCUUCACGCAGAAGGGCGACAUGAUGAAGCACACGCGCUCCCACGCCAACGGCACGCAA